Molecule: messenger RNA, 3833 nt
Organism: Helianthus annuus (common sunflower)
Lineage: Eukaryota; Viridiplantae; Streptophyta; Magnoliopsida; Asterales; Asteraceae
Product: protein SHORT ROOT IN SALT MEDIUM 1
Exons: 20
Coding region: 172-3657 (1161 amino acids)
Biological process (GO): regulation of DNA-templated transcription
Cellular component (GO): nucleus
Molecular function (GO): calcium ion binding
Source: RefSeq, a predicted model, not a curated record
GUUAAUCUCAUCUAAAUUGGUACAAAAGAAUCUAGGGCUUCUGAUCUGAUCUCCCCCAUUUUGGCGUUACACAACUACUUCUUGAUUGGUGUUCCAGUGGUAACGCGAUCGGCUCCGGCCAUAAUCUUUCCGGCAAUUAGCUUCACAGAAAGUUCGUGUGAAAAAAAAACUAUGUAUUCGUCGAGAGGGAGUAAUGCGUACGGACAACAACAACAGCAACAGUCAAACUCACUGUCAUACUCUGGUCAAAAUCUGGGAACUGAUGGUGCUUCUCACCUGUCUAUGGCUUCAAGGCACUCAGCCUUAUUGGGUAGCCAUUCAUCUGCUGGAGCUCAUUAUGGUGGUCAAUAUACUUCAGUGUACGGUUCAACUGCACACGACAGUGUUCUGCAGGCGGAUAUUUAUGAUCGUAUAGAUGCAGAAGCAGCACGGCGACAAGAGCUGCUACAAACUCGGCCACUUCAAUCUGCUUCUGUAGAUGGGGGCUCUAGACAAGCUGAUUAUCUAGUAGCAAGAACAGCAACUGUUCGUCAUGCGGGUCAAGAAAUUUUGCCAUAUGGUGGUAGAAUCGAUACUGAUCUUCAUACUUUAUCAAUGAUAAGUGGUAAACAACAUACUUCAUCGAUUCUGGGGGCUGCUUCAAGGAGACAAGUGGAAGAUUUAGUCUAUACUCGUAGUUGUGCUAAUCCUGGUUACGGAGUUAGCUUGCCACCUGGCAGUCUACAUGGCAUAUCCCUGGAAUCAGCUUAUCCAGGUGGCGUUUUGGCACGUGCGGGUUAUUCAAGGCUUGAUGAUCAUAAAGACGACGUGCAGUAUGCUCGGGAAAUUGAACUAAGAGAAGAAGAUCGUCGUAGGGAGAUUUUACAAGAACUUGAACGUGAACGGGAUCGUCAACGGGAGAAAGACCGGGAUCGGGAGCGAGAACGGGAACGAGAACGGGAGCGAGAACGGGAGCGAGAACGGGAGCGAGAACGGGAACGAGAACGGGAGCGAGAACGGGAACGAAAACGAGAACUUAGGAGGGAACGGGAAAGAAUCUUGGAGAGGCGGGAGAAGGAAAGAGAACGCGAACUUAGGCGGGACCGGACCCCACCAAGAAUUUCAAAGGACCGAGGUCGUUCCACAUCAGCAAAGCGCGGGAGGUCUUCAAGGUGGGAAUCACCUAGGCGUCAUUCACCUGUUAAAGAAAGACGAAGAGAAUACGACUGCAAGGUUUAUUCAUCCAAUUUGGUGGCCACAGAGAGGGAUUAUUUAUCCCUCGAUAAACGGUAUUCUAGGCUAUAUGUUUCUCCACAAUGUUCCAAGGUGAUUGUUAAUUGGUCAAAGGGGGACCUUAGUAUUCCUUUCAAUACCCCUAUCAGCUUUGAACACGAUUUUGUGCACGAGGAAACACCAAGUGAACAUGAAUCAGCAUCUAAAACAAUUAUUAAUGGCGAUGUAAAGUUGGAAAGUGGAACUACUCGGUGGAAUGCGAAGAUGUUAUUGAUGUGUGGGCUUAGUCGUAACUCUUGGGAAGAGUUGUCAUCUGAAAGAAAGUAUGAGGAUCGCAUCCCGCAUCUUUGCAAUAUGCUUAGGUUUGCUUUUCUUAAAGAUGGGAAUUCUUCAAUGGCAAUUGGUGGUUCAUGGGACACUGUUGAUGGCAGUGACCCUUCGGUAAAUAAAUCCACUUUAGUUCAAACCGUUUUAAGGCAUGCCAAGGAGCUCACAGGACUUGACUUAAAGAACUGCCGAAAUUGGAACCCAUUUCUUGAGAUUCACUAUGACAGAGUUGGGAAGGAUGGACUUUUUAGCCAUAAGGAAAUCACCGUACUUUAUAUUCCUGAUUUAUCAGACUGCCUACCUUCAAUAGAUGCAUGGAGAGAUCAGUGGUUGGCCCACAAGAAUGCCAUUUCAGAGCGAGAACGUCUGCAAGCUCUUAAAAACAAGAAACCACGUGAAAAGAAAGAAGCCUCAAAAGACAAGGAGCCUAAGACGAAAACAAAUUUAAAAAGUGUUGAUAAAGGGAAGAAAAAGAAAGAGGCUGGAUCAGCAUCAAAAGUAAAUGUAACUGAGAAAGCUGGAAAAGAGGGGAACAAAACCGUAACUGAGAAAAAAGAUGUGGAUAAAACUAUAACCAAGAAGAAAGACGAGGCCGAGACAGUUGAUGAAGGGGACAAUUCUGGAAAAAAGAAUCAGACAGACGAUGGUUCUGGUGUUCAGACACCUGGCAGUGGAAAGAAGAAGAAGAUUAUCAGAAAAGUUAUUAAAAAGAAGGUUGUUCUUAAAAAAAAAGAUGCAGCCAAAAAAGCAACCACACAAGAUGAUGCAAAUACAGAGGUGGAUAAAACCGUAACUGAGAAAAAAGACGUGGAUAAAACUACAACUGUGAAGAAAGACGGGAAGCUGAUUAAAAAGAAAGUUGUUAAAAAGUCUCCAGUUGUGAAAGCCGAUAAGAAAGAAGAUGAGGUUAAGGAACCUGGGUGUUCUGAUGACAAGACAAAAAAUGAAGAUGCGGUUGUUAAUGUUAAAGCUACUGCUAAAAAGAAAAUAGUUAAGAAGGUUACCAAGAAAAGUGUAGCCGCCAAGGUUGCCGGUAACAAGGAUAAGGUGGUCACGGGAAAUGAAGCGGGGUCAGCCGCAAGUGAAGUCAAAAUGGAGAACAAUGAGAAAGUUCAAGUGAAGGAAGAGAAGAAAGCUAAAGUGGAGGGUGCUUCUGACAAGAAUGAGAAAUCGAAGGGUGGUAAAGAGAAAAAAAACAAAGAUAUUGAAACUGAAACCAGAGGUAAAGACGUUAAAGAUAAGAAAAAGGUCGAGGAGCCACCUAGACAUCCAGGGCUGUUUCUCCGGACAAAAGGGAGCAAAAACUCAAAACUGCGUUCAUUGUCACUUUCACUGGACUCACUCUUGGAUUAUACCGACAAAGAUACUGAAGAAUCAACAUUUGAGCUAUCUUUGUUUGCUGAAACGUUUUAUGAAAUGCUUCAGUUUCAAAUGGGUUCUCGGAUAUUAACGUUUCUCCAGAAAUUAAGGAUCAAAUUUGUGGCAAAAACGAACGAAAAGAAAAGGCAGAGGGAAGAAGUUUCUGAUAAGAAGGAAAAGGAGAAAGCUAAAAAAUCAUCCUCUAAGCGCCAAAAAACCGAUGAUGUCACUGCCGAAAGCAAAACAGUUGAAACAGAAACAUUGCAAGAAGAUGAGAAAGAUAUGGAUAUUGAUAAUUUGGAGAACACAAAAAAAGAAGAAUCAGAAAAAGAUGAAGAUUCUGAAGAAGAGCCGGAAGAAGAUUCUGAAGAAGAACCAGAAGAAGAUCCGGAAGAGGAUCCUGAAGAAGAAUCGGAAGAAGAACCAGAAGAAGAUCCUGAAGAAGAUGAACACAUGGCGGAUGCAAGCCCUAAAGUGACUGUGAAUCCGGAGAAAAAAGAAAACUUGAAGGUGGACACGAAGAAGAAAGAAUCGCUACUUACUAUUGACAAGGAACUUCUGCAGGCUUUUAGGUUUUUCGACCGAAAUCGAGUGGGGUACAUCAGGGUUGAAGAUUUACGGUUGAUCCUACAUUCAUUGGGAAAGUGCAUGUCUCACAGGGAUGUCAAGGAACUUGUACACAGUGCACUGCUGGAGAGCAACACUGGGAGGGAUGAUUUAAUACUUUACAAAAAGCUAGUGGAAAUGACUGAUAUUUGAGGCUGGCAUUUUAGUAAUUCUGGCAUUCCUGAAUGACGUGUUUUAUUUGGUGUUUGUAUUUUGGUAUAUGUCUCGAGGAAAACAAAACGAAACAAGGGAUAAUUUGCCUUUUGCUCCUGUACUAUUUGGUAAGAUAAUUGUUUACCUCUUCUAUUUUGCUUUGUUUGACAAGUUCA